AUGAAACUUUUGGAAAGUGCUCGUUUGGAAGCACUAAGCCGUGCGCUUUCGAUCCUUAAUGGAGACAGCGCCGUUCAGGGACGUGUUGAAAGCUAUAGCUGCAAAAUGGCUGGAAAUGAAAAAGCCUUUUUCAAGCGCUUCACUGCAGAUGGAGAAACUACUCAUAACCUUCAGGCCCUGUCACCUCCCGAAGGUCUUACAUACAGUCGCAGCCUGUCGGGCGAUGAAGAGGGUGUUCUAUGCGACACAAUAUCUCGGAAGACUUUGUUCUAUUUGAUUGCAACACUUAACGCUGCAUUUCCCGAUUAUGACUUUUCAAUGGCAAAGAGCUAUGAGUUCAGUGCAGAGCCAUCGGUGAGCUGGGCCCAGGGAGCAGUGGAUGCUGCACUAUCGGCAGUGGGUGGAGCACGAUGGCGCCAACUGCGCCCGGCAUUGUGGGCUGCCAUUGAUGACGAGGUAGCAUUGCGCGACUGCCGUAUCUACAGCUACAACCCGGACCUCGCCAGUGAUCCCUUUGGUGAACCUGGCUGCUUAUGGACCUUUAACUACUUCUUUUACAAUAAGAAGCUCAAACGCAUCGUGUUCUUUUCCUGCAGGGCCAUGAGUCCCGUUUGUGCAGUGGAUUCAGGUGUGGAUUUCACAAUGGAUGAAGACGAAGAAUACAAU
This is a messenger RNA of Iphiclides podalirius (scarce swallowtail), 666 nucleotides long. The record is from the annotation of a GenBank genome assembly. NCBI's taxonomy places the organism in Eukaryota, Metazoa, Arthropoda, Insecta, Lepidoptera, Papilionidae.